Capra hircus (goat) is the source of this 1618-nucleotide messenger RNA. RefSeq names its product proteasome 26S subunit, ATPase 6 (gene PSMC6). The coding region runs from base 16 to 1227 and encodes 403 amino acids. The transcript is spliced from 14 exons. Gene Ontology annotation, biological process: positive regulation of RNA polymerase II transcription preinitiation complex assembly. NCBI's taxonomy places the organism in Eukaryota, Metazoa, Chordata, Mammalia, Artiodactyla, Bovidae. The record is from RefSeq and is a predicted model, not a curated record. Gene Ontology annotation, cellular component: proteasome regulatory particle, base subcomplex; cytosolic proteasome complex. Gene Ontology annotation, molecular function: ATP binding; ATP hydrolysis activity; proteasome-activating activity.
CCCGCCCGGGCGGCCAUGGCCAUUCCCGGCAUCCCCUAUGAGCGACGGCUUCUCAUCAUGGCGGACCCUAGAGAUAAGGCGCUUCAGGACUACCGCAAGAAACUGCUGGAGCACAAAGAGAUUGACGGCCGUCUCAAAGAGUUAAGGGAACAAUUAAAAGAACUUACCAAGCAGUAUGAAAAAUCUGAAAAUGAUCUGAAGGCUCUACAAAGUGUUGGGCAGAUUGUGGGUGAAGUACUUAAGCAGUUAACUGAAGAAAAAUUCAUUGUUAAAGCUACAAAUGGACCGAGAUAUGUUGUGGGUUGUCGUCGACAGCUUGACAAAAGUAAGCUGAAGCCAGGAACAAGAGUUGCUUUGGAUAUGACUACACUAACUAUCAUGAGAUAUUUGCCAAGAGAAGUGGAUCCAUUGGUUUACAACAUGUCUCAUGAGGACCCUGGGAAUGUUUCUUAUUCUGAGAUUGGAGGGCUAUCAGAACAGAUUCGUGAAUUAAGAGAGGUAAUAGAAUUGCCUCUUACAAACCCUGAAUUAUUCCAGCGUGUGGGAAUAAUACCUCCAAAAGGCUGUUUGUUAUAUGGACCACCAGGUACAGGAAAAACACUCUUGGCACGAGCUGUGGCUAGCCAGCUGGAUUGCAAUUUCUUAAAGGUUGUAUCUAGUUCUAUAGUAGACAAGUACAUUGGUGAAAGUGCUCGUUUGAUCAGAGAAAUGUUUAACUAUGCCAGGGACCAUCAGCCAUGCAUCAUUUUUAUGGAUGAAAUAGAUGCUAUUGGUGGUCGUCGGUUUUCUGAGGGUACUUCAGCCGAUAGAGAGAUUCAGAGAACUUUAAUGGAGCUACUGAAUCAAAUGGAUGGAUUUGAUACUCUGCAUAGAGUUAAAAUGAUCAUGGCUACCAACAGACCAGAUACACUGGAUCCUGCUUUGCUUCGUCCAGGCAGAUUAGAUAGAAAAAUACAUAUUGAUUUACCAAACGAACAAGCAAGGUUAGAUAUAUUGAAAAUCCAUGCAGGUCCCAUUACAAAGCAUGGUGAAAUAGAUUAUGAAGCAAUUGUGAAGCUUUCAGAUGGCUUUAAUGGAGCAGACCUAAGAAAUGUUUGUACUGAAGCAGGUAUGUUUGCAAUUCGUGCCGAUCAUGAUUUUGUAGUACAGGAAGACUUCAUGAAAGCAGUCAGAAAAGUGGCUGAUUCUAAGAAGCUAGAGUCUAAAUUGGACUACAAACCUGUGUAAUUUACUGUAAGGUUUUUGAUCGCUGCAUGACAUCUAUUGGCUUAAUUUUUAAAAAGUUAAAGAAAAUAAUGUAUGUAUUGGCAAUGAUCUCAUUAAUAGCAUAUGAAUAAAAAUGUGUAUGAAUAACAUUGUAAAAAUUAGUAAUUCAGUAAUUCUGCUUUUAAGAAGUACAGAGGAAAUUUGUAUGUUUGUUAAUGUUGCAUUUAUUGCAGCAGAAGUCAGAAGAGUAUGUUGAAGCUUUUUGUAUUUGCUGUGUGAGUAUUUUGUAAAACCUUGAAAAUGGUUUGAGAUAGUAGUACCAGGGAGCAUUUCUUAUGACUUAUUUUAUAUCACUUGUUUUCCUCAUCCUAAAAAGUUUAAUAAAAUCUGUUUAAUUUAGUUCUCCUACAAA